Eucalyptus grandis is the source of this 800-nucleotide messenger RNA. Its product is annotated as ethylene-responsive transcription factor ERF027. Lineage: Eukaryota; Viridiplantae; Streptophyta; Magnoliopsida; Myrtales; Myrtaceae. The coding region runs from base 96 to 620 and encodes 174 amino acids. Gene Ontology annotation, molecular function: DNA binding; DNA-binding transcription factor activity. Gene Ontology annotation, biological process: regulation of DNA-templated transcription. The record is from RefSeq and is a predicted model, not a curated record. The transcript has a single exon.
UACGCUAUAAUACUCUUUUUCCACCACCUCACCCUCUCGAAUGCGCUCUCCCCACGCCGGAACAUUCCCCACGCGCCUCCCCCGCAGCCACUACCAUGGAUCAGCACUCCCUGCUGGCCGAUGCUUCCAGGUCGCCUGCUUGUCAUCCGCCGGUCUCCAGGAGACACCCUGAGUACCGCGGGAUCCGGUCUCGGGGACGGAAAUGGGUGUCCGAGAUACGAGAGCCGCGGAAAGCCACACGCAUUUGGCUUGGCACUUACCCCACCCCGGAGAUGGCUGCGGCCGCCUAUGACGUUGCUGCCCUUGCUCUGAAAGGUCCUGGCGCCCUCCUGAACUUUCCAAGUUCGGUCCUUACAUAUCCUAUUCCGCCUUCCACGUCGCCAUCCGACAUACGCGCUACCGCAUCGAGAGCAGCGACUGCGAGGCUCCUGAGGUGGGAUCUCGGCAUCGACUCAAACGAGCACACGGCAGCCUCGGGGCAAGAAUUCAUCGACGAGGACGCCAUUUUGAAUAUGCCGAACCUGUUAGCUGACAUGGCGGAGGGGAUGCUCUUGAGCCCGCCACGGCCGGAGGAAUCACAGGAGUACUCCGAUGCAGAAGGCUUGUGGAACUAUCUUUGACAAGAACAAAGUCAUCCAUGCAGUUACUCUAGAACUAGGAAAGCUGCACUGCUGUGGUGGAGUGAAUUUUGGAAAAUAUGCCAAUAGCAUUUCAUCGACGUGACGUGGACUUUCCUGGUUUGUCGCUCUUUCAAAGCGUGGAAUUUUAUCAGCAGCUAAUUGGUUCUUUCCAUUUAUGUG